Messenger RNA from Chenopodium quinoa (quinoa), 2333 nucleotides. RefSeq lists its product as uncharacterized. The record is from RefSeq and is a predicted model, not a curated record. The transcript has a single exon. Lineage: Eukaryota; Viridiplantae; Streptophyta; Magnoliopsida; Caryophyllales; Amaranthaceae. The coding region runs from base 783 to 2060 and encodes 425 amino acids.
UCUAACCCCCAAUUUUAACACCCUAAUAUAUCUCUUAAAACACUAAUCAUUACAACUAAAAGAAAAAAAAAAAGUAGAAAGAAAAGAAUAUCAUGCAUCAUCUCAAAGGCUCUUUCUUCAUCAAUUGCUGACACAAAAUCUUCCAUUUUUUAUUUGAAUCAAAAACACUUAGAGGGUUGUCUUUGAUCAAAAACUAAGAGUUCAAUCCCUUACAUAUAUAAUUUUUUUUAUGUGUAAUUAGUCAUGUCAAUGUGAUUAGAGAAAUCUGUCAAACUGGGUCGCCUAAAGAAAGGAGACGUAUCAACAAGUUUUAAUGGAGGUGGAAAGAAUUUUACAAUUGUUAAUAUUGAAACAUAAAGGACAUAAUUCUUGUGCAUCUCUCGUGGGUGGAAAUCAUACAGCAGCCAGGUUUUGUACUCGCUAGGUUUAUUUCUCUCUUCUAAUCUCUUUAUAAAAAAAACAUAAUAUACAUACCCUAAUAUUUUCUUUGCAAUUUUAGCUAUUUUUUCCCUACAUUUUCAUAAAAAAAAUAAGCCUUUUUAUGCUUGUUUUAUUCUUCAUUAUUAUUCCCUUCUACAUCUUAAUUUUUGUCUUUUGUAUUUGUCUCGUCAGCUAUCUUUUUUUCAUCGUUGAUCAGCAAGCUCCAACUCCCGCCAACCCCCCACCAUUAUAGCACAUUUGUGCUCGAAACAACCAUACAUACAUACAUACAUACAUACAUACAUACAUACAUACAUACAUACAUACAUAUCGAAAACACACACAAAAAAAAUUAAAAAACAAUGCAACUCGAAAACAUGAACAUGGAGUUACCUUACACGUACAACAAACACAACAAUGUACAUGUCUUACAUGGAGAUCAUUCGUCUAGAUUAUUUGUUAUCAUUCGACAUUCAGAAUCGAGGGUGCUCAUGAAAAUCCUAGCUCAAGCUUUGCUACUUGCCCUCCUUAUCAUGGUAUUAGCCGGUGUAUGUGGAGGAACCAAUGCUAGAGAAUAUGAUAAUAUUGUCUUACCAAGCAAAAAUAAUGUUAAGUUGAUCACAAAUAAUAUUAAUAGUAACAAUAAUUAUAAUAAUAAUAAUAACGCCUUGGUUUUUCAAGAUAUUGCUAACGAAGGAUUAUGGAAAUCAACAAAGGAUAAAUCCAUCAUUGUUAGUGACACCAAAGAACAAAUAGUGAUCGAGGCAACGAAUAAGGUUAAAUUUAGCCUUACAUUAUCACCUUUAGACGUGAAAUACAAGUCCAUACACAAUGAUACAUUCGAUUUCUCCUACACCGAUUGCUUUGGAAGAGCAAUUGAAGGUUUCCUAGACCGAACCCUAAAGAUAGGUGGUGUCAUGGCGGUCCAACUUAGUCGAGAUCCAUCGAUGUCAUUCGAGGUGCCACCAAAUUACAAAAUUGUUUAUUUUAGGAAGUGUAACAAUUCAACAUUUAUCGCGAUGAGAAAGGUGGCCUAUGCUACUACAAUAAUGUCAUCGAGAUCAGCCUGUCAAAGGAAGUUGUUACAAUUCUUGUCGGAGGAAAAAAAGGCAGUCCUAGGCAACCUCGAGGAUGUUCUCUUAGAGCCACCGCGAUCAGCCACAGGAAAGUCUAAGGCAUACCUAAGAAAAACAAAAUUUCUUCCGGAUCUAUUGAAUGACUCUUUGGAGGGUUACUCUAGGAGAGUGUACAUUGAUGUAGGGGGUGGUCAUGGAUCAACACGUUGGUUCGAGCAAAACUACCCUACUCGAAACAAGGACUUUGACAUGUAUAGGAUCGAGACUGUCCCUGAGACGGAGGUGGAAUCGGAUGAUGCAUGGGAAGGACCACCUACACAAAUGGGGAUCUCGGAUUGGUUGUGGAGGAAUGUUAAGGCCGAGGAGUACGUGGUGAUGAAGGCUGAUGCCGAGGUGGUGGAGGAGAUGCUAAAGAGUAAGGCUAUCGCGCUUGUGGAUGAGCUCUUCUUGGAGUGUAAGCCUAUUGGAAAAGGCGGUAGUAUCAAAAGGGCUUAUUGGGAAUGCUUGGCUUUGUAUGGAAGGUUAAGGGAUUUUGGUGUUGCUGUGCACCAAUGGUGGGGGUAAGGUUUAGACAAAGAUUAUGAUUCAUUCUUCUCAAUGAUCAAAUCUAUGUUAUAUGUAUUUCUUUGUGUUCAUUUGGUUUAAAUCAUAUCAAUGUAAUUAAUAAUAGGUUAAAUUCUUUCAUUAUGUUUGCAAAAUUUAUAGUGCUAGUAUGUAAUCGAUCAAUUGUUCAUGAAAUGGCACAAGUGUACAUCUCACAAGUCUACUCAUAUUAAUCAGAAUUAUGUGGUUAUAUAUGUAACUCGCAUAAUUAAAUCUCAUAUUUAUUUGUUAUGU